Molecule: messenger RNA, 1482 nt
Organism: Lycium barbarum (goji berry)
Lineage: Eukaryota; Viridiplantae; Streptophyta; Magnoliopsida; Solanales; Solanaceae
Exons: 9
Coding region: 1-1482 (493 amino acids)
Source: RefSeq, a predicted model, not a curated record
AUGCGGGCCAUAACACAAGUGCAGCAAGUGUGUCCCGAUUCUACUUGUCUUGCAGCACAAACAGUACAUGAGCAAGUCUUGUUGGAUUCCACCACUCCUGAAUCACGAGAAGCACAAGAACAAGUGCAACAAACCUUACAACUUUCCAGCAUUCCUGCAUUACAAGCAGUUAAUGAACAAAUCCAACAAGAUCCACAUGAUUCUACUAAUCUUGAAGCAAAUGACCAAUCUGGCGAAGGAGGCCCUUCCACUCAAAAAAGAAAAAGAGGUGGAACACAAAUGCAAAGUGUACAUGGACGGAGUGAGCGCAAACUGAUCGUGCUAAAUGAGUUGCACCAACCCAUUGGUCCUACUGAAGCAAUUGUGAAAGAGUUGGGUAGCUUCCUCGGCACAUUGGCAAGGAAUGGGACCUUCUGUCCUCUGAAUGUGUUUAAAUGGAAGAAAUUGAAGACACAUGAUGAUAUGUGGAACUAUACCAUGGAGAAAUAUGACAUUCCUAAAGUUGCGAAAGAAUGGGCUUUGCGAACAAUUCAACUUGCUUGGAGAAAGUAUAAGAAUGGGUUGAAGAAGAAACACUACUAUCGCUAUGCCAAUGACGAAAUUCGAAUGGCAAAAAGGCCUAAAGAAAUUUCAGAAUCUCAAUUUAAGGCUCUCCUCGAAUAUUGGAACUCCGAUGCGGCUCAAGACAUGUCCAGAAAAAAUACAGAGAAUCGAAAAAAGUUGAGGUAUCCACACACUGUUGGCAAAACAAGUUUUGCUAUAAUCCGCGAGAAAAAAAAGAAGGAAAAUCCUGAAGCUUUGUCUAGUAAGGAGUUUUUUGUGGCUACUAGAAGAAGGAAACCAGGCCGAGUAUACAAGGACUCAUAUGAAGAUACGGCUAGCAAAAUAGCUGAAAUGGAGAGAAUAGAAACUCAAGAAAGUGAAGAUGGCAGUCAAUCAGUUGACGCAUAUGUAUCAGUAAUGGGACCUGAUCAUCCAGGUCGAGUAAGAUUGUAUGGACGUGGGGUUACCAAGACUCUCUUGAAACAGAAAGCGGCGGAUACUGGACUCUCUUCAAAUGUUACUGAUGAAAUGGAGAAAAUAAUGGAGGAGAUAGAAGAGAUGAUGCAACAAAGAAUGCAGGAAAAAUUCAACGCGCAAAAGGAUACCAUGGAACAAGAUAUUACAAUGAAAGUCAUUGCAAAAAUUCAGCAGCUAAAUCCAGAAUUCCGACUUGAUCCUAAUAUGUUAAGGUUCAGUGUUCGCUCACCCGGGGAAGCUUCCUCUACACCUGGUAACAAUCAAGCUGAUUUUUUCUUGCUGACAUUACUGAAAAGUAGACUUUUUCCUGAAAAGAAAAAGGAAUCAAAGAAGCUAAGGAUAAAAAUUGAGAGUGACCAUCAUUCUAGCCAGCCUAGGAAAGGGGACAGUGGCAGCCAUUGCCAUCCUAUAUAUCUUUGCCUUAGAGCUUUUGUUUAUAGCAAAGUUCACAGCACAUUGUAG